AUGAGCUUCCCGUUCACACCAACACCGAAGCCGCCAGGCACAUAUUUCCAGACUCCGGCGCCCUCGCGCUCUCAUGGACCUCUGUUCGCCUCUAGACCUCUCUCUCCGCCCUCAGGCAACGUUGCGGGCUCGAAUCUAGGUGCCUCUACCGCCGCUCGGCCCAAGAUGCCUGCCCCAGAGAUCAAGGCAAAGCCCGAAUCAAUAAGCCCACGAGAGCGAGCAGCGCGGACAAUAGACGAGGCGCUCCUGCAGGAGUCGCGGUACCCGGAUCUAGACAGCUAUCUUUCUCAGGGCUACUCUUCGGACUAUGAUAUACCUAGCUCACCGGCAUGGGCGCCGUUCCAGAAAGUGAAGAUGUAUAGGAUUCCAGAUCAGAUAUUCGAUCAGUAUAAUCGUGCGCAGGUUUCAACCAGCAUGGGUUUGUUUGCGGAGCUAAACCACGCCUGGGUUACAAUCGACAAUGCACUUUAUCUCUGGGAUUAUACGCAUCCAAAUCCUCAAUUGAUAGGGUUUGAGGAACAGCCGAAUAGCAUCAACAUGGUCAAGCUUGCGCGGCCUAGAAAAGGCGUGUUUCUGCCGGCUGUCACUCAUAUGCUUGUGAUAUCUACCACAGCUGACGUUUUCCUCAUGGGACUUGCGUGUGAAAACACUGGCGGAUAUAAAUCAGUGACUAUAUAUCAGACUGGCAUGUCUGUGCCUAUCAGAGGGCUGGAUAUCAAUGUCAUUGCCUCAUCAGACUCAACUGGACGAAUCUUCUUUGCGGGGUCUUCAGACAAUGAUGUGUAUGAAUUGACAUAUCAGCAAGAGGAGCGAUGGUUCCAGGGCCGCUGCAGCAAAGUCAACCAUACAACCAAGAGCUUUACCGCCUUUACGCCUCAGUUCAAUCUCCGGAACAAACCAACUGAGUUCGUGGAGCAGAUGGUAGUUGAUGACAGCAGGAACCUCUUAUACACCCUGUCUUCAAACUCGUCUAUUAGAGUCUUUCACCUGAAGGCCGAUGGGUCCGUUAACCUUACGAUCACCAAAACCGCCAUCGACAUCUAUUCUAACAUCGGCCAUAUCAUUACUUCAAAUGAAACACUCAACCCGAGGGUUAAGAUUGUCUCUAUCAGUCCCAUCCCAGCCCCAGAGGCGUCCAGGUACCACCUUAUGGCCACAACCGCUACCGGCUACCGAAUCUACCUCAGUGCUACUGGCUCAUACAGCUGGUCUGCCACCCCAAAUGCAAACAAUGCUCCUACCAGCAUGCAGGCACAGCACGUUAAAACCCCCCCAUCCGACUCUCCUUCAGACCAGGCCCCACAGGCUGCCCCAGUCCCAGGAGCCCCAUUCCAUACUACAGGGCCUUCGAAAGUCUCAAUACAUUCGUUAAACCCUACUAGCUCCGCCGAACGAUUUCCACCUGGGUACUUUUUCUGUUUCACACAGAAAGGCAACGCCAACCAAGCUGAUACAUUGUUUAUUUCUACCCCAGACUCCGGGAAGCUUGCACUACCCCGGGAUCCCUCUACGCCUAUAAAGCCAGAGGAAACUGGCAUUUGGCUCACUCUUGGUAGCCGAGCGGAAGCAAUCGGCCUCUACACCCCAUAUGACCAAGGUGGCCCAACGAACAGCGGCUUUGGAAACGAGCUGGCCGUCCAAUUCGAUAAACCGGCUGCUGAGAUUGCUGUUUUGACCAACACCGGAGUUCAUAUUAUCCGCCGAAGACGGCUCGUUGACAUGUUUGCGUCUCUUAUUCGUAACUCGGACGGAGAGGAUGGAUUAGAAGAUCGUGUCCAGACAUUUAUUCGGAUAUAUGGCCGAAGUGAAACCAUUGCAACUGCAUUGGCUGUGGCGUGUGGUCAGGGGAUGGAAGUCUCACCAGACUCCCGUCUUUCACAAAUCAAUGAUCCCGACGUUCUUGAGUUUGCUCGGAAGGUUUUCAUUGAGAAGGGAGGAAAGGCAACCAUCAAUGAAAACGCGGUUACCGAUGGAUCUGUCCCUGCUAUUGAUACGGUUCUUCCUUCUCCUCGGCACGCGGGAAUUGCAUUGUAUACCUCUAGACUUCUGCGGUCUAUCUGGAAGACAGUAAUAGCCAAGCAGGGACGAACGCCUGCUGGAGGCCUUUCCAUAUCCCCAGCCGUAUCGACUUCUACCUUGCUCACCAUUCAGCGUGAUCUCUCUGCUCUCAAAGACUUUUUCAACACAAACCGAACAUUCAUCGAGGGCCUGAGCGGACCUGACGCUCUAUCGAAAGUAGCAACAAAACAGGAGGAGGUUGCUUUACAGGCUGAGCACAGAGGUCUUCACUCCCUUGUACAGUUAAUCUCACAUACCAUUGAGGGGAUUUCGUUUAUUCUCGUUCUUUUUGAUGAUAGAGCCGAGGACGUCAUUGCCCUGUUGAAUGAGGACGCCAGAAACCGUUUCUUGGAGUUGACCUUUGAGCAGCUUUUCGCCACUUCCAAGGGUCAUGAGACAGCAAAAGAGCUUGUCAAGGCUAUCGUUAACCGGAAUAUUGCCAAAGGGUCUAAUGUUGAAACAGUCGCUGAAGCUUUGCGACGAAGAUGUGGCACAUUCUGCAGCCCUCAGGAUGUUAUUGUAUUCAAAGGACAGGAACUUCUCAAGAGAGCCACUGAAGCUGGUCCAAACUCUGAGGUUGGCAGAAAUUUGCUAAAUGAGAGUUUGAUGCUUUUCCAACAAGUGUCAGAGAGUCUCCCUAUGGAUUAUUUGAAACCCAGCAUUGAGCAAUAUAUCCAAAAUCAGUUCUUUGCAGGUGCCAUACAACUUGCUCUCAGCGUAGCUGCUGAUUCUGAUAAAGCAAAUCAUGCUCUUUCUUGGAUCAUGGAUGGAAGACCGGCAGAGGACCCUCGAAAGGAUGCUUAUGACUCCCGACAGCAAUGCUACGACCUCAUCUACAAGGUCAUCCUUGCUGUGGAUGAGCUUUCCGAGCAGGACAACUCCGAAGGCCCCUACAGCCUGAUCUCACGAAGAAGAGCUGAAGCAUAUGACGUUAUUACCACCUCGCGGGACGAGGUUUUCCUCACGAGCCUUUAUGAUUGGUAUCUCGCACGCGGAUUGAGUGACAGACUCCUCGAGAUCAGGUCUCCAUUUGUUGCUACCUAUCUUGAGAGGAAGUCGACAGAAGAUAUAUUCCACGCUGACUUGCUAUGGAAAUAUUACGCACAGUCAGACCGAUUUUAUGACGCAGCUGUUGUGCAACUUCAACUUGCGAAGAGUCCAUUCAGACUUACUUUGAACCGGAGAAUCGAGUACCUGGGUCAGGCAAGAGCAAACGCGUCUGUACAUUCACCUGAUGUUGGACGAGCAGCGCGACAGCGUCUCCAGCACGAAGUCGAGGAGCUCCUAGAUGUUAGCCAUGUUCAAGAUGAUCUAUUGCAACGCCUCAAGGAUGAUCCAAGACUAGACAAUGAUCGCCGAGCUGACGUACUAGAGAUCAUGAAUGGAGGCAUCAUGGAGAUCAGCAAAAUGUAUAAUGAAUACGCAGCUCCUGGAAACUAUCAUGACAUUUGCCUUCAAAUCAUGUACCUUGCAAACCACCGCAAUGCUUCCGACAUCACCACUACCUGGCAGGAUCUGAUCCAAGGAGUCCAUGAGGAGACCUUGAAGAACGGAACACCUCUACCCUAUGAAGCUGUCAUCGAGAAGGUCCGCAGUCUGGCACUCAGACUUAGGAUGUCUGACGUUGCUUUCCCAGUCAAAACCCUCCUUCCAAUGCUAGAGCGUUACAAGCUUGAGCACCAGAAGAACGACGGACCUCCAACCUGGGUUGUCGACCUUUUCCUCGAGCUACAGGUCGAACCAGAAGUUCUAUAUACCGUCCUUGAGUCCUUGUUUUACAAUGACGAGGUACCAUUCCACGGGGCUAAUAGAAAGUUCAUUGGUAAUGACCUCGCAUACCUAAUCUCAAGGUGGUUCAACGAAACCUCCCGUCUCGGUGGUGCUGCUUUUGGAAGUGAUGUGAUUGCCACGAGGGUUUCUGAAAUGUUGCUCUUACUACAGCAGUCUCGAUUGGAUAAAGAUGUGGUGCAAGCAUGCCGAGACAUGAGGGUCAAGCUCGAGCAGUCCUUCCGAUAA
Molecule: messenger RNA, 4074 nt
Organism: Nannizzia gypsea CBS 118893
Lineage: Eukaryota; Fungi; Ascomycota; Eurotiomycetes; Onygenales; Arthrodermataceae
Product: nuclear pore complex protein Nup155
Exons: 5
Coding region: 1-4074 (1357 amino acids)
Biological process (GO): transcription-dependent tethering of RNA polymerase II gene DNA at nuclear periphery; RNA export from nucleus; protein localization to nuclear inner membrane
Cellular component (GO): nuclear pore inner ring; nuclear pore
Molecular function (GO): structural constituent of nuclear pore
Source: RefSeq, a predicted model, not a curated record